UUGUUUGUUUUUCAUAUUAAAUUCACAAUUCACAAUGUUUUCAAAUAAAUUAUUUCAAAUUUUAUUCAUUGUUCUAAUCACAAUAUGUGGUCAAUCGUUUGGUCAACAGCAUUCAGUACCACCUGGAAUGACAUUAAUACGAAAUAAACAUGCAUAUAUGGCUGACAAAGGUCAAAUGAGUUCAUUCAUACAAGAUUGCAUCUAUAAACCUCAUUCACUAAAUACACGACCAUCAAGUCAAAGUAUGGAAACAUUAAUCGAUUAUAUUGAACGUCUGGAAGAUUGGCUAUCCAAUACUACCGAUACGAUUCUAUCAAAAUUUAAAAAUCCCGAAGAUGUUGCUCGAUUAAUUUUGCAAAGAUUUCAUCUGGACGAUAUUGAUUUCAAUGAAUUAGAAUUCACUUCGGUUGUUCAAAAACGUUUAGAAAUUGAUACGAAAAUUCUUGGUCUAAGUACACUAGUGGAAACGGAUUACUAUUUUCCCGACUCAAUAUAUAGCGAACAAGAACUGUGUACAAUGCUAAACAUGUUUUCACAUUUUUUUCUUAACACUACCGAUCGAAUGAUGAACAAUCGUUAUCGAAGAGGUGUUUAUGUUUUUGAUCAACCAUAUGACAACAGCAAUAGCAGAGCAGGAACCGUAGGAAAUUUUGCUAACGCUCAAUAUCCUAUCAAGGAAAAAGGUGUUGUAACAUUUCGACAAAAUAGUCUUGAAGCUAUUGCACCAUCAAAAGUGUUGAUCGGUAUUGUGUCUGGUCUAACAAAAAAUCCGCUUACCGAUGGUGUUAAAAUCGCCCAUGGAUUUAAAGAACAAGUUUCAUUCAAAGAUCCUUUCCUUGCAACAACAUUAGCCAAUAUGCCCGGUACAGCCGUAUUUUACGAAUCGACCAAUAAUGAUAGAUUUAAUGAAAAACUUAUUUAUGGUGUUACCGGUGAAUGGAUUGAUGAACCCUGUUGUAAUCAUUAUGCUAUCAAGGAUUCAAUUUCUUCAAUCAUUAAAUUACGAUUCUCUAAUCGUGGUUCAUUAGCUCAAAUUCGUGGUGCACUUGAUGGCUAUAUUAUUGGAAAACAUUUACGAAAAUUUGAUUCAACCAAUACGAGAUUAAGUAACAUACUUCGAUCUUAUUAUUCGGUUCCUCAUUCAAGAAGUGGUAAAAAUCAAGAUCUUGGCGUAAGCUAUUGUGAUCGUAGUGUUGAAAAACCACCACAGAGUGAUCUAAACAAUGAAAUCGAUACUUAUGCCAGGAUUUAUCGAUUUUUGCAAGACAUGGAAGGAAUGAAUCCUAGAACAAAUUCAUUCUCUUCCAUUUUGGAUAGAGCAUCACAAACACAAACCGAUAUUUGCCGUACAAGACCCACUACUUUGGAUCAAAAUGCACCAUGCGAAACGCCAUCGGAUUUAAUUUUCGUUCUUGAUCCUAAACAAGAAAAUCUGAAUAAAACUGCACAAAUUGUUGAUGAUAUCAUCUCGAAAGUGAAUAAAAUUGGCAGAUACGCUGGAACAAUUUCCGUUUUUGUUAAUUCGAAUAGCAACAAAAAUAUGGUUCAAAUGCCAAAUGGUCCUGGUGGUUGGCCACUAGCUGCUUUGAUUUUCAAUUCUACCAAUAUUGGAUCUGUAUCCUGUGCCUUUCAACAAGAUAAUUUAAUGUUUUCGGCACAAAGUAAUUUUGGAAAAUUCUUCAAAGAAUUGAAUCAGACCAUUUCAAAUUAUAGAUAUUGGAAUGGAAAACGAAAAUCAUUGAAUGAUAUGGCAUCGAUCAAUGUUAUAAUCGUUGAUUAUGAUACACUAAAAAUGCCCACCGAUUCAAAAGAUUUGGAUGACUAUAAUUGGUAUAAAGAAUCGCUUAAAGAGGAUAAUCAAGAUGUCCGAUAUUUGAUCAUUUCAAAUGAUCAGAAAAAUUUUGUCGAUAUUCUACCCGAUAAAAGCAAAGAUAUAGUGGGCACAACACAAACACAAGUUGGAACAAAUUUUGAGAAAAAAAUUUGUGAAAAUCCAGCACAAAUUAUCUAUGAAAAAUGUUAUGAAAAACCAUCACAAAACUCUGUGAUGACAAGACAUGUCAGUCCCGGUUUCAAACAACAAUGGGCAAUGUAUCCCGAGUAUUUUCUCAAAAGUUAUGGCAUUGAAUUCAAGGUUCGCGCUGUUGAUGGUUCAAUCAAAUAUUGUUUUGAUCGUGAAUUUCCACCUCGUGAACGUGCAGAAUAUUGUAAAGAAAUUGCAGCCGGAUCAGAAGAAACGAUUGAAUGGAGUAAUCCAUGCGAAGAUCAUAGCGUACGUUCUUGUAGUCCAUUUUAUUUCACUAUUUGGGGCAAAGAACGAACAUCAUCGAUGCCAUGUAAAGAAAUUGCCUGCCAAUCACUGGAUCAAAUAAAAUUUCAAAUUACACAUACCGGUAUUUCAUGUAGUUCAUCAAUGAAAUUGGUUUCUAUGUUUUUCCUACAAAUUGCCUGCCUUAUUUUUGUCUAUCAAAGAUUCAGUAAUUUUUUCUAAUUUCAAUUUCUACAAACAAACCACCAGUCCAAAACACACAUUCCCUUGAUAAUUCAUUUUUUAAAAAAUCUCAUUUUUUCUCAUAUAAAUAAAUGAUACAUUUGAUUUUUA
Molecule: messenger RNA, 2602 nt
Organism: Dermatophagoides farinae (American house dust mite)
Lineage: Eukaryota; Metazoa; Arthropoda; Arachnida; Sarcoptiformes; Pyroglyphidae
Source: RefSeq, a predicted model, not a curated record